Messenger RNA from Solea solea (common sole), 2826 nucleotides. RefSeq lists its product as uncharacterized. Bases 662 to 2197 code for a protein of 511 amino acids. NCBI's taxonomy places the organism in Eukaryota, Metazoa, Chordata, Actinopteri, Pleuronectiformes, Soleidae. The transcript has 14 exons. The record is from RefSeq and is a predicted model, not a curated record.
ACAUUUUUUUCUGCCUAUUCUUUUGCGUCCAGGUCACGUGACUUUCAAGAUUCCGGCCGUGAGAACAAAAACAUGGCGGACAUUUCGCUCAUUUUUAGUGAAAGAAAUCAAUAUUUUGAGUAUGAUUCUGCAUAAAAAUGCGUUUUGAUUACAUUUCUAGCGAGAAAUAUAUAUUUUAAUUUCAUAAUAUUCACUUAGUGAAUGUACAUAAUCACUCGCUUGCUCGUUGUUGCGAAGAUUAUUCAGAUCUCUCCAGAAAAAUGUGAAACUGAUUUGGUUGUGGCCCCAGAUUACACAUAGGACACCCUUGCGAUCUGACGGAUCAAACCCUCGACAACUACAUGCCUUGCGUCUGAGGUUGAUUUGCCGAUCGACACAUUAUUCUGUGGCAGCGGGAGAAACUAAUAUUGACAAAGUGACGAGUUACGAUCAAAUGUCCGCUGUGUUUAAUUUUGAAAUCUACCGGAUCCUGUAACUUCCUGUGUGGUGCGAUCUCAUUGAUGGGGUUUGGCGCGUCAUGGGCCCACGAAGAAUAAGGGGACGAAGAAGAAGAAGAAGACGAAGAAGAAGAAGACGAAGAAGAAGAAGAAGAAGAAGACGAAGAAGAGGAAAUAAACGAGGAAAAGGAAGCGUGGAAAAGUAACUUGACCAAGCUGUGCAAAUGAAUCAACUUGACCCCGACGAUGCCAUAUUCCUGGUUGAUGCGUUCCUGGAUGAAUGCAAGGUGGAUCAGCAUGAACACACAAAAGAAGGAUCAGAGAAAUCCACAAAGUUGUGUGUUUGGCUUGAUGAGGACAAAGAUGGUCAACCUCUGCCAAAAAGAAGUAGAGCUGGGGAAAAACGAAAGCGAGAUUCAGCCACUGUUUCUUCAGCAAGUGUAAAACCCUCCUGUUCUCACUCUCAAGACACAACUGAAGAAAAUGUGACCAUCGAAAAUUUAGAUUCCCUCGUUCAAGAUGUGCGAGACCUCUUAGGAAGUGGUCCUGAACAACCUCUGCCCUCGCACUGGAGGAACAGGCAAACUUCCUCUCUGGAAAAUUGGACAGUGCUGAGGCCCUUCAUGGUGAACAAUAUGUUGUCAUCUGAGAAGCCCAAGGAGGGGGUUUGCCAUCAUUGUGGACACAACGCUGCAGUAGUGAUGUGUAGGGACUGUUUACCACGAUCACUCUACUGCACAGCCUGUGACCUUUCCACACAUGAGGCCCUGGUGCUUCAUAACAGAGCAUCCAUGGUGGAGGGGUUCUUCAGACACCUGCCACCAUCCACUUUUGUUCAGCAGCAUGAGGGAGGGAAAUUCUCCUAUCAUGAAAAAGAUUGCAUGUUACCAAUCGUUCCUCCCUGCUGUGACUGCUCCACUGGGCAAACAAGCUUGUCCAAGGGCAAGGCAGUUAUUUUAAUUGGAAUGAAUGGAAGAUACAACCUCUUCCUUCCAUCAGUAAACUGCUCCUGUGGAAAAACCUUGUCAGUGACUAUAAGCGAUCUGGUUGAAAGUGGUUACUGGCCAGCCACUGUCAAUUUUGAGACCUUGUACAUGGUGGACUUGUUCACCACGUAUGAGGAUCUAAAAAUCACUGCCCCAGGGAUGUCACGACAAGCUUUUGUCAGCAUGCUCGAGUGUCGAACGAAACUCUUCGGGCGAAGUGGUAAGAUAUGUGGGGACACAAUGCAGAGGGCCUUCCUCGAAUGGGCCUAUGCCAAAUUUGAGGUUGAAAAGCUGUCUCAGGUCCAGCAUUUUCAGUGCCCUGCAUGCACACCCUCCAUGUUGGCAGUUGCAGUGGAUGGGAACCGCAAAUUAUAUCGUUUCAAAAGCCAACCAGGACCUGAUGGGUUUUUUGAUGGAGUCUUUUUGGCCAGUGAUGCUGAGGUGUCCUCCUUUGUUGAUUACAUCCAUGGAACAACUGGACAUAAUCCAGGGAAAGGGAGAUGUGGUGCGGGUCAGUGGACAGCAGCACGAGAGUCUGCCAGCAAGUCUGCAAGCAAACUAGACGAGGAAGGUGUUGAAGUUGCUGUCUGCCGUCAUGGGGUCUUGCUGAAGGGACUGAAUAUGUUCCGUGGAGAAAUAUUUGCAUACCCAUUAUAUCUCCAGAAACAGCUAGCUUCACAGACCGUCCAGUUUUUUUGCUCUGAUGUGGUCUGCAAAUAUUGGCCAUAUCUGCAGAGAGUUGUGGACCACUGCCAGAGUUGGAGGACUUGCUGAACAUGCGCCCAUUUCUCUCCAUCAUGCAUGCAAAAGCGCAUUCUUGGAUGUGUGAGUUAAAAUGGGGGGGACGCAAUCAGGAAGGAGCUGGAACAACAAUCGGGGAGGAGGUUGAACAGGUUAACAGCUUCCUCUCCCGAGCAGCCAUCCGUUCCAAGUACAUGUCAAAAGCCGUUCGCACAGACAUGCUGACAAUCCAGGCAAGUGGCUGGAACAAGCGAAAGGCGGAAAACCUUGACCGGACACUGGCCAAAAGAUACAUCAAGACUGUACAAAGGAUUACAGAGGCAACAAAGGACCUGGAGAAACUCACCGCAGAGUUGUCUAUACAGCAAGACAUAGUCCAGCAGUGGGUGUCUGAUGUUCAGCAGUGGACCUCAGGAGCAACAACCCAAAAUGACCUGCAGAGGACCAUCGAGGGGUUAUAUUUGGGCAUCAAACAGCGAAAAUUUCAGCUGUAUCGUCAGUCUGGUGGGAAUAAACGAAGGCAUCAACUGAGAAAAAAGAUUGCUCUUGAGAAAAAAGCCUUGGAAGUUGCCAUCAAUGACCAUAAUACUACUGUGGGGGAAGUUGGAAAACUCCCUCCUCCCAAUGAACUCCUGGCUGUGGACAACUACUCCUGGCCAUGG